This is a messenger RNA of Danio rerio (zebrafish), 3275 nucleotides long. RefSeq names its product transportin 2a (gene tnpo2a). Gene Ontology annotation, biological process: intracellular protein transport; protein import into nucleus. The record is from RefSeq and is marked provisional. Gene Ontology annotation, molecular function: small GTPase binding. Gene Ontology annotation, cellular component: cytoplasm. NCBI's taxonomy places the organism in Eukaryota, Metazoa, Chordata, Actinopteri, Cypriniformes, Danionidae.
GCGCGAGACUAGCGCGAGCUGAUAAGUAGGCCUCCACACGCGGCAUGUGAUGGAGUGGCAGCCGGAUGAACAAGGCCUCCAGCAGGUCCUGCAGCUCCUCAGAGACUCUCAGUCUCCAAACACAGCCACGCAGAGAGCUGUGCAGCAGAAACUGGAGCAGCUGAACCAGUUUCCUGAUUUUAACAACUAUCUCAUCUUCGUCCUGACGAGGCUGAAAACUGAAGAUGAGCCCACACGAUCUCUCAGCGGUUUGAUACUGAAGAACAAUGUGAAGGUUCACUAUCAGAACUUCCCUCCAGCAGUUGCACACUUCAUCAAGCAGGAGUGCCUGAACAACAUCGGGGACCCUUCGCCUCUCAUCCGCGCCACUAUCGGAAUCCUCAUCACAACUAUUUCCACCAAAGGGGAGCUGCAGACAUGGCCAGAGUUACUGCCUCAGCUGUGCAACAUGCUCGACUCAGAGGACUACAACAUCUGCGAGGGCUCAUUUGGAGCUCUUCAGAAGAUUUGCGAGGACUCUUCUGAGCUACUGGACAGUGAUGCUCUGAACCGACCUCUAAACAUCAUGAUCCCCAAGUUCCUGCAGUUCUUCAAACACUGCAGCCCCAAGAUCAGGUCUCAUGCUGUUGCCUGUGUGAACCAGUUCAUCAUUAGUAGAGCACAAGCCCUCAUGGACAACAUUGACACUUUUAUUGAGAGUCUGUUUGCGCUUUCAUCAGAUGAGGACUCGGAGGUGCGGAAGAACGUGUGCCGGGCUCUGGUCAUGCUGCUGGAGGUGCGAGUAGAUCGACUCCUUCCUCACAUGCGCAGCAUCGUUGAGUACAUGCUGCAGCGCACACAGGAUCCAGAUGAGAACGUGUCUCUGGAGGCCUGUGAGUUCUGGCUUACACUGGCUGAACAGCCCAUUUGUAAAGACGUCCUGUCUGGACACCUUGCACAACUGGUUCCUGUUCUGGUCAACGGCAUGAAGUACUCUGAGAUUGACAUCAUUUUGCUAAAGGGUGAUGUGGAGGAAGACGAGGCCGUGCCUGACAAUGAGCAGGACAUAAAGCCACGCUUUCACAAGUCUCGUACGGUCACUCUUCGGCACGAGGGUGAUGAGGGGGAGGAAGGAGAGGACAGUGAAGAUGAUGACGACGAUGAUGAUGACAGUCUGUCCGACUGGAAUCUACGGAAGUGUUCAGCAGCUGCUCUUGAUGUCUUGGCAAACGUGUUUCGGGAUGAGCUGCUUCCUCACCUGCUUCCAGUGCUGAAGGAACUGCUGUUCCACCCUGACUGGGUGGUGAAAGAGUCAGGCAUCCUGGUGCUGGGAGCCAUUGCUGAAGGCUGUAUGCAGGAUAUGGUUUUGUACUUGCCGGAGCUGAUUCCUCACCUGGUCCAGUGUCUCUGUGAUAAGAAGGCACUGGUUCGUUCCAUCGCCUGCUGGACUCUGAGCCGCUACGCACACUGGGUGGUCAGUCAGCCGGCAGACUCCUACCUCAAGCCCCUCAUGACUGAGCUGCUCAAACGCAUCCUGGACAGCAACAAGAAGGUUCAAGAGGCUGCCUGCAGUGCAUUUGCGACUCUGGAGGAAGAGGCCUGUACUGAGCUGGUUCCAUACCUGAGCUACAUUCUGGACACACUGGUGUUUGCGUUCAGCAAAUAUCAGCACAAAAACCUGCUCAUCCUAUAUGAUGCUAUUGGCACCCUCGCAGACUCUGUCGGACACCAUCUGAACCAGCCAGAAUACAUCCAAAAGCUCAUGCCGCCUCUCAUUCAGAAAUGGAAUGAGCUGAAAGAUGAAGACAAGGAUCUGUUCCCUUUGUUGGAGUGCCUGUCUUCAGUGGCUACAGCUCUGCAGAGUGGCUUUCUGCCCUACUGUGAGCCGGUUUAUCAGCGCUGUGUCACUCUGGUCCAGAAGAACCUCGCUCAAGCCAUGAUGUAUAACCAGCAGCCGGAGCAGUACGAGGCCCCUGAUAAAGACUUCAUGAUUGUGGCUCUGGAUCUGCUCAGCGGCUUGGCUGAAGGACUCGGAGCAAAUGUGGAGCAGCUGGUCACUCGCAGUAACAUCAUGACCCUGCUCUUCCAGUGCAUGCAGGACACAAUGCCGGAGGUGCGUCAGAGUUCAUUUGCUCUGCUGGGAGACCUGACUAAAGCCUGUUUCCUUCAUGUCAAGCCCUGCGUUGCUGAGUUCAUGCCUGUGCUGGGCCUCAAUCUCAACCCUGAGUUCAUUUCCGUGUGCAACAAUGCCACGUGGGCCAUCGGGGAAAUCACCAUGCAGAUGGGUACGGAGAUGCAACCGUUUGUGGCCCUGGUUCUCAAUAACCUUGUGGAGAUCAUCAACAGACCCAACACACCCAAAACUCUGCUGGAGAACACCGCCAUUACGAUUGGUCGACUGGGAUACGUGUGUCCACAGGAAGUUGCCCCUAUGUUGCCACAGUUCAUUCGCCCUUGGUGCACGUCACUCAGAAACAUCCGGGAUAAUGAAGAGAAAGACUCUGCCUUCAGGGGCAUUUGUGUGAUGAUUGGGGUAAAUCCUGGAGGAGUCGUACAGGACUUCAUCUUUUUCUGUGAUGCUGUGGCCUCCUGGGUUACUCCAAAAGACGAUUUGAGGGACAUGUUUUACAAGAUUCUGCAUGGCUUUAAGGAUCAGGUCGGUGAGGAAAACUGGCAGCAGUUCUCAGAACAGUUUCCACCGCAGCUGAAGGAGAGACUUUCAGCCUGCUAUGGUGUGUAGAUUCACUCUUGCGACAUGGAAAACCAACUAUUAAGGUCAAAUCUACGGGAGGGUUACUGGGGAACUCAUCCAUGUCUGUUUGUGGGAACUACCUGCUGUUAGUGCCGGAGUCGAGUGAUGGUUUGUGAUCUGGAGGCUCCCACUUCCUCCUCCUAUGUGAAAGAGGAUUUGAGAGAGUUAAUGUGAAAUCAGCCUUUUUAUUGUCACAGUUUGGCUUCCGACUCGCCCAGAACAGGAAUGAAACAUGAAGCUCAGGGAUCUGGAUUGGGAGGGGGAGGGUUCAUUCAGGCAACAUUCACCAGCUGCUUAUUGGACAAAACAACGCCAUUUUUAAUAGUCCAGCCUUAGCAAAAAGCCUGGCUUCUCGGCUCCAUGCCAAAAGCGCACGCUUGCAAAACACAAGUGGCAAACGUGCUCAUGGCACACCAUAACUGAACAAAGUUGUUUUCUAGAAGAGAUAGAUCACCCAAAAAUGACAAAUUUCACUCGUCUCAUUUGAAAUGUGCACAAUUUCUAUUCUGCAUAAAACAAGUGGAUUAAAUCUUAUAAUAGGACA